GUCUGUCAUUCAAUAUUUCCAGUUCAGUGAAAGAAGCAGAACGAUCAUGGCUCCUGCGCUAGGGUUUACUGUAUAUUUUUAACGAGAAAUCGUCAUAUUCUCUUCGAUUAGGUUCUUCUGUUAGAAGUUUGAGUUCAACUUCUUUCUUCUUCUACGUUCCUGACCAAAUAGUGGAUUGCUGGGUUUGUUGCUUCUGGUUUUUAGAACUGGUUAGGUUUUGUAAGACUUUUGAACAAAUGGUAUCUGCCAUCUGCAUGAACAGUUGAGAGCAGGGAAAGGUUCUGAUGAUUUAUGGUUUCUAGAACAGGCCUGAUCAAAAAAGAAUAAAUUAUUUGAAAGAUGUCUUUGGAUAGUUGAGAGUCAUAAUGCAUGCUAAUUUGGGAAACGUGGAAGAUAAAGUUCCGAAAGAGAGAGUUAGUUGCAGGAAAGAGGUUGACAAAUGUAAAUGUGGUGAAUCAGAAGAGAGAAUUGAGACAGCCAGAGCAAGGUGCAGCAAACUGGAAUUAGAGAUUCGGAGGAAGGAUAUUGAGUAUGAAGCACUUGAAACUAAAUAUAAGGCUUUGAAAGUUGAGAAGGUUGCCAUUGAAGAUGAACUGAGGGUUUUCAAGCAAAAGAUCGAUGAGUUGAACAAGAGGUCUUUUUGUGGAGAAGGUAAGGACAAGGUUGAUUGUGGUCAAGCAGAUAGGAAAACGGAAGGAGUUGUUGAUUUGACAGAGGAGGACGAAGAGGAAGAUGUUGUCAUCCAGCUUAUGAUGGAGAACAGUGCUCUUGAACUGGAGAAGAAAAGGGCUGAAGAUGAGGUUGGGGUUUGGAAGGAAAAGUACAGGAAAUUGCACUCUUUUGUCCAGCGGAUGGAUAGUAAUUCAAUCCUGGAAGAUGGGAAAUGGCCCUUAAAUGAGAAGAUAAAACUGGUUUCAGAGGGGUUGGAUUCCAGGACAGGUCUUCUGAUGGAAUCGAGGAGAAAUGGAGCAGGUGAAGCCAUGACAAUCAGAUAUGAUGUGGAGAAACGAAAGAAUUCCCUCCAUUUAGGAUCUCCAUGUGAUGUCACAAAUGAAGGAAUUGAACAUCUGCAAAUUACAGCAGCAUCACCUUACAAUGUCACACCCUGUAGGCACUCGUCAUCUGUUGAACAAGGAACGAGGGUUGUGCCAAAUGAGGAAUCUGAGUGGGAUCAUGGUAGAGAAGUUAGAAGACGUUUGGUAUUUGAACAAGAAAGAAGCAUUGGCCAAAAAAUUGCUCCAUCCACUCCUUCCGGUGCUGAACUUACUUCACUCAAUGUAAUUAAUGUUUAUGACAGUGAUGACGAAUCUGAUGACGACGCUCCUAUACAAGCACCUUCUACCAGUAACCAUGAAAAUGAAAAGAUUCCUACUACAGCUGCUGAUAUUCAGGAAAAAAUGACUCCUGCAAUUAGUGAGCAGAGGAAUAAGGAGAAUGUGAAUGGUUUCAAGGAUGACAUCCCAUUUCUUUUAGCACGUAAAAGGAAACUAGGCUGUAAUAUCAUUACAAGUGACACAGAGAGUGAUGAUGAUGGUAACAUCCUAGUACAUAAAUUCAAGAGGUUGCAUCUGCUGGAAAAAAACUCUUGAUGAAGCAAGUUCUGAUUUAAAAAGCUUCUGAGUGACAUCCUCUCCUUCUAGAGAUGAUGCUAUCUCAAGGAAACCGCCAAGAUGGUGCCUAGUUGAAGUCAAAGACAGGGCAGAGAAAUGCUCUUCCAGUAAUCCAAAUCAAACUGAAUCUCAUCAACGAAUCCCAGCAACUGAUAAGUUUCAAGAACCUGAAGAGGAUGAAUCAGAGAGUGAGGGUAACAGCUUGGGUGGAUUUAUUGUUCAUAGGUCUGAUGAGUCCACUGGUGAUGAUGCUUUUCGCAAAUCGCAAAUCAAUGGAGGAGUUCCAGCAGUGUGAUCCAGGUGCUUCCGAAAUCUGCAAAAAGCUAGCAACUUGCUACUCGAAACAGUUGUUCGAAAUCUACAAGAACGAGGAGGAGGAUCCUCACUUCCUUCCUUCCUUCCUUCUUCACUUGGAGUUCAUGGUGUCAAUCCCAGAGAAUGGUCUUUUUGUUGUUUCUCCAUUCUCAUUUUAAAUGGGGUAAAAAUGGAAAACUCAUUUUUGUGCAAGAGAAUAUGGUGCUUCUGUAAA
Carica papaya (papaya) is the source of this 2139-nucleotide messenger RNA. RefSeq lists its product as uncharacterized. Lineage: Eukaryota; Viridiplantae; Streptophyta; Magnoliopsida; Brassicales; Caricaceae. The record is from RefSeq and is a predicted model, not a curated record.